Molecule: messenger RNA, 861 nt
Organism: Anopheles moucheti
Lineage: Eukaryota; Metazoa; Arthropoda; Insecta; Diptera; Culicidae
Gene: crim
Exons: 2
Coding region: 100-600 (166 amino acids)
Biological process (GO): sleep; positive regulation of voltage-gated potassium channel activity; regulation of synaptic transmission, cholinergic
Source: RefSeq, a predicted model, not a curated record
UAAAUUAGUUAUUCCCAUCAUUUCCCGCUGUUGGAUUCUUUUCCGUUUCUAUUUUCCAUAUUUUACUGUUGUGCUGUUUAUAUAAAACCUUCUGAAGCUAUGAUUUCAAUUAAGUCUUUUAUAUUCCCAAUGGCAUUUUGCCUGCUCCUGUUCGUCAGCAACAGUGAAGCAAUCUGGUGCUACCGGUGCAAUUCCGCCACACCAGGGUGCGGUGAUAGGUUUAACUGGCGCGGCAUCGGAUACCUGGGCGAUCCGUGCCCUGAAGAUGAUGACGUCUGCGUGAAGGUGAUCGAACGCAAGGGGACGAUCGAGACGUACACGCGCGAUUGUUUGAGCUCGCUGCAGGGAUUCCGCACCGACAUUCCGGCCGACAAGUACGAAGGAUGUCGUCCGGCGGCAAAGGAUCUUAACCUUGCGCACUAUGUUAACACAUCGGUCAAGGAGCUGGAUGUGAAGCGAGAUCAUUUCGAUUCGACAAUGUUCUGUUUCUGCUUUUUGGAUCAUAGAUGCAACGGUGCUCCGGCAUUAGGCGGUACCGGGCACAUCUGGAAGCUUAUGUUCACCUUUCUAAUGAUAGGGGCAGCUGUUUUACUACGCUGAAAUGGUUUAGAUUAAUUAACACCGCACAACAAUCUCAGCACACCGAAGCUGUGUGUUCGUAAUGGAACAUUCCGUCCUAAUUGAUAAGAUGUCAACAUUCCGUCCAGGAAAUUAGAAUAGAAUAAACGAUUACAGUUUUGAUAAAUACUACACUUUUAUUUGUAGCGGUAAACCAUAUUGCUCAUUUUACAUAAUUUUGUAAUGAUUUCCAUCUAUUCACUAAUCUUGAUUGUGUCAUAGCCGCGUAAAUAAAACAACACA